AUGAGUGCGCCCCAGCUCAUCUGGCGAGCCGGCUUUUUCGAGACGGCGUGGUGCGUUCUGCAGGCGUUACCGUUCCUCCGAGUACGGCAGCGCAGGUUUCCUCAAGCUAACACAGAUUCAGGAGGAGGCUUCUCGAUGGGUUCGUCGUACUUCUAUCUCGAGUAUCUCUUGACAUGGCUGUCGGUUCUGGGUCCGGCAGGAUACAAGAACCCGGCGAUUUUCGCAUUGGAGUACACACUCGUCCCUGAUGCUUCGUUCCCCACGCAAGUCGAGGAGACACUGCAAGGUUACGAGCACGUCCUAGCGGUGGCGCAGGAUCCGUCCAUCGUAUGUGUAAGCGGCGAUUCUGCAGGUGCAACGCUUAUUCUGUGUUUGCUGCUCCGCUUGGGUGACAACCGGGCAAAUGGCAGCGGAAAGAAGCAGCUGCCCGCCAAACCUGCACUUGCUGUGUUAAUAUCGCCCUGGGCGACGCUGGUCUCGACUCGGCAUAAGAAUACUGCGAGCGACUACUUGGACGCGCAGCAGCUCUGUCGAUAUGGCACACAUUUCGCGGGCAACCGAAUCCCCGCGACAGACCCGUUAGUGUCACCGGGCUGUUGCAAGGAUAUUCUGUGGUGGGAGAGAUCUAGUCCGACCCAAGGUAUCGUCAUCACGUAUGGCACGGAGGAGGUGCUUGCACCUGACAUUGAGGGUCUCAUCAACACGCUCCGAGAAGCCGAAGUUGCCGUGAAGAGCAACGUAGAUAUCGGGGGCAUCCAUGCCUGGCCUGUUGCCUCGCUGUUUCUUUCUGGCGACCGCGACGACCGGCUGGACGGAAUAUUGACUAUGACGAAUGAAAUUAGACAACGGAUCCCAUAA
Chaetomium globosum CBS 148.51 is the source of this 858-nucleotide messenger RNA. RefSeq lists its product as uncharacterized. The coding region runs from base 1 to 858 and encodes 285 amino acids. The record is from RefSeq and is a predicted model, not a curated record. Gene Ontology annotation, molecular function: hydrolase activity. The transcript has 3 exons. NCBI's taxonomy places the organism in Eukaryota, Fungi, Ascomycota, Sordariomycetes, Sordariales, Chaetomiaceae.